AUACGCCAACGCCACGAACCGACUCUCCAUCUUCCCGGGCAAUAAAAACCCAGGAACGCAUCGCCGUCUCCUCCCCCGCUUCGAGCAAUCGAUCCCCAGAGUUUUGGAGUCCCGCAUCCUGAUCUCCAUCUCCCACCGCAUCUCCGCGCGCGCCCCAUCGCGAUUUCGGCUCCGCGGCUGCCUCGAUCGAUUCCCCCAAGGCCGCAGGUGCUCCCUCCUCGCUCGAUCCCCACUCCUCUCGACUCGUCGCCCCUUCGGAUCCCGUUGCGAUGCUGAGCCUGCCUCCUCCGGCCCCACCCGCGGCGGCGGCGGCGGCGGCGGCGGAUGAGAAGCGUCCCUCGCCGCCGAUGAAGGUGACGCUGCUUUUUCCGUACGCCGUGGACUGCGUGUUCGGCGGCAUGCGCCGCGCCUGGGGCAUGGCUCUCGUGGGGCUCCACGUCGUGACCCGUGUCGUCAAGGUCGUCUCCUUCACGACAGACGCAGAGGAGGUCCGCUUCUUGGUACCGAUCUUCCGCGGCUGGGUGUACCUCGGCAUCGCCGCCGUGGUGCUCGUGACGUGCGUCGACAUCGUCUACUACUUGACCCUGAGGUGGCCCGCUUCUUGACACUAAUCUUCCGUGUGUGGGUGUACUUUGGCAUCACCGCCAUGUUCCUCAUGACGUGCGUGGACAUCGGUCACUACUUGUAUGGUUUGUACGCCUUGAUGUUCCAUCCGCCACAGCAGCAGCUGGUAGCGGCAGAGGUGCUGCUCCCGCCUCCACCUCCGGAGAUGGACAUGUGCUAAAUUUGGUCUGUGGGUUCGGUAUGUGUUUGAUUGCUGGCAACAGGUGCGUUUUCUAACCCGUUCUUCAGUCUCUGUUUUAGUUGCUUACAGGUGUUGCUGCUCUCCUAGCUCAAGGUACAUGCCCUCCCCUUCCCGGCCCUAUCUUUGAUUCAGCACUUAUAAUGACGUAUUGCUUAACUAUGCAGCUAUAAGUAUCUGAAACAUUAAGUGUUGAAACAGAAAAUAUCUUGAUUUUAGGUUCCAUAUAUAGUGUAGUUGUCUGUGGCCCAUAUGAUUUGGUGCAGAUUUCGCUGCUUGUGCUAGACAUUCUGUUUUCAAUUUGUUUAGGCACUACUAGAAAUUGGAAGAUGCUUCAGGUGCUUCUUGUUUAGUAGCUAUUAAAUGGUAUGUUUUUUCAAGCCUCAAUCUAUCUUUUGUAAAACAAUGAAUCCACAAUGUGUUCAUACUUCAGUAGUUGCAAAGUGGGAGCACUCCAGUGAAUUUAUUACUUAAUUGUUCUGGUAUGUCUUUUCCUUGUUUAUUACUUUCUGUAUUUUGUGUUAUUUGUGAUAAACAGGCUUUCUUGAUGAAAGGAUCAAGUGGCAAGCAUCAGUGAGAGCACAUCACUUGAUGGCCCGAUCUGGACGUGAUCAUCACAGGGAAGUGGAGUAAAAGAUCAACCUGUUGAGUGCCAUGACAACAAAAAUGCCAGCGUGCUAAAUUAGGACAGAACUAAGUAGACCUGGAAAAUACUGCGAACGAAGUGGGAGAAGAACCAAGUUUGAAGCUUUUAACUGGAAUAGCUAUUACUUUUGUGUAGUUCGAAGUUUCUCAUUUGCAAUAGCUACUUUUUAUUUCAUAGUUUGUUCAGUAUCUUUAGGAAAUAAGAUAUGGUUUUUUAUAUCUCUAAAAGAAUUUCAGUUGCCAUUGUCUGUCCUGGAGUAGUGCUAAAAAUAAAUUUGUUUGAUUUCACAUGGUCUCUUGUUACUUGGGUUUCUUUUGUUCUCUGUGUUGUUUCUGCUGGGUCUUUGUCACUCCUGGUCACCCAAGUGUGACCUCUGUAGUAUAUGCACAAAAAUAUUACUAGUGUUGAAAAAGGUCUGAAAUUUUUUAAAUAAAUGGUACAGAACAAUGGUUUGUAUAUAUAGUUUAGUUACAUGUUUUUUAGUAUGUGACUGUACUGUGAAAAUCGGACAAUAGGCAACUAGCAUCUGGUACUUCCAUUGCAGGCUGAUUGGGAAGUCUAAUUGAAUUGUGGUGAUUGGCCUGAUUGGUGUUGGGUCUCACACAGAGGCCAUAUGCGGCAUGUGCCAAUGGUUAUGAGUUCCCUUUCUGCAAAAUGGAACAGCUAAAGGAUUUUGUUUUCCCUUUUUGUGCGCAUAAUAAAAAAAUGAAAUGAACUGACUAUUAAUACUGUUGUACUGUGUCACACUAAUUCUGUUUUAUGUUUUGGAAUUAGCUAGUCACUUGAUAUAUGUCAAAACUGCUAAUCUGAUAGGAUUUUCUUGUUAGUGAUAUCGAUAGCUAAUCUAACAUUUUGUUUGUGUGACCUUUUGAAUUAUUAUUCAAGUCUCUGUUUAUUUUUUACAUGCUUAUAGGUGUUGCUGCUCUCCAUGCUCAAGGUACAUGCCCUCCCCUUUUGGACCCUUUCUUUGAUUCAGCAUCUUUAAUGUCGUAAUUGCUUAAUUGUGCAGCUAUAAUAAGGAUCUGAAAUCUGAAAUAAUAAGUUUUGAAACAGAAAAUGUCUGGAUGUUAGGUUCCAUAUAUAGUUGUUUGUGGCCCAUAUGGUUUGGCACAGAUUUCUUUGCCUGUGCAAGACUUCUGUUUCCAAUUUGUUUAGGCACCAAUGGAAACUGGAAGAUCCUUAAGGUGUUUAGCUAUUAAAUGGUAUGUUUUUCAAGUUUUGUUCAAUCUAUCUUUUAUAGAACAAUGAAUCCACAAUUCUUAGUGUUGUGGAUGAUUGACUUGCUCCUUAAGGAUCUUCCUGGUGUAGGUUAUCCUCUCUUCGUUGCUAGAAUGAGCAUUUUGAUGUUGCUGCUCCUUGCGUUGCAUUUCUGUUGGUGUUAUAUUAUAGUGUGGAUAGUUCUGUUUACAAUUCUACUAGUGUAUAUUGCUUUCUUAGUUUCUUUUGCUAGUACAGUCAUUGAUUGGGUGCAUUGCGCUAUAGUUUCACUGCCAUUUCUUAAUUUUACAGCAUGUAAAUUCUUUUGUCACAUGACCCAUCUUUUAGCUGUGAAAUUAAAUGCGAGUGUGUUGAUAUAUAUACUCGGAAAUGUACUUCAUAUAUUUAACAACCUGACUUGACUACAAAAGAUCAUGAGUCCAUGUUGAAUUAGCACUAAUAAUCUGAACAUUGUUAGAAGUGCAAUCCUUUUCUAGAAAUUAUUUCACUUGAGAAGGAUGCAUUUACUUGCACCAUUUACUUGGACCUGUCAACAUAUGUAGGAUAUCGAACGUCAUAAUGUUCAAGUGCACAUUAUGUUCAACAAGGAUGAAUGACCCGGUUCAGGCAGGUCUUCACCAACUACAACUGGAAGACAGAUGCUCAAUCAUAUACAUUGUGGACAUAGCAUUGAUGAAAUACAGAGGCUAGAUUCUUUGCUAAGACAGCCUGAAUCCUAUGAUACAGAUUCAUUUUCUUAGUAGAUUGUUCCCCUUUUAUGGGAAAGCUAAUGAUUUCAAUGUUGCUAUGGGCAUCAGAGGCCAACCAUUGUACUAUAGGGCAUAGACAUAUUGUUUGAACCGCUUAAUAGUUUUAUCAGGCUUCAAAAGCCUCAGCUUGGAAUGGUAGUAUAUAUGUAUAUACCUGGCUCAAUGGGCUUGCAGUACCAUAUAAAUGGGAAUUACAGCCGUACAUGGACUGAGUGUGUUGUGUAAUAAAAAAGUACUCCACAUGUUAUGCGUUGGAGUCUCUAAUUAACUAU
This is a messenger RNA of Sorghum bicolor (sorghum), 3687 nucleotides long. RefSeq lists its product as uncharacterized. Lineage: Eukaryota; Viridiplantae; Streptophyta; Magnoliopsida; Poales; Poaceae. The transcript has 2 exons. Bases 270 to 605 code for a protein of 111 amino acids. The record is from RefSeq and is a predicted model, not a curated record.